CACUCAAAUAAUAAUUGUACCUGAAUCACAAACUAGCAGACAAUUGGAGACUAGAAGGAUUAAAACUUCAAUCAAUACAGACAUUAAUAUGAAAACAAUUACCUCAAAUAAGCCCAUUAAUUCUUACAUAAAUAAUAAUUGUAUUUGAAUAAAAAAAACUAGCAGACAAUUGCGCCACCCAUGUUCAAAUUUACAAAAUACCCUACUGAAAAGAAAAACAAAACAUAUUGCAUAAAACAUGAAAUCCCACCCUCAUAAGACAAUUCAUUAUAGAAGAAACCAUAAAAUAAUUAGUAGAUACUUGGUUCCUGCAGAUCUGACUGUCGGUCAGUUUGUGUACGUGGUGCGAAAGAGGAUUGAACUCAGUCCUGAAAAGGCUAUCUUCAUUUUUGUGAAGAAUAUUUUGCCUCCCACUGCGGCUAUGAUGUCAGCAAUUUAUGAGGAAAAUAAGGAUGAAGAUGGUUUCCUUUACAUGAGCUACAGUGGCGAGAACACGUUUGGAUGACUUUAAGACAUGGGUGUGCAUAAGACCUGAAAAAGAUUAUAAAAAAAUGAAAAAGAAAUGAGACUUUAGAUCAGUUGUAAAUUCUCUGCAGACUCAGUGGUUUGAUAUUUUCUAUGUCAAUGAUGAUCAGUGCAGAUAAUUCUUGUAUAGUCAA
Camellia sinensis is the source of this 659-nucleotide messenger RNA. The record is from RefSeq and is a predicted model, not a curated record. NCBI's taxonomy places the organism in Eukaryota, Viridiplantae, Streptophyta, Magnoliopsida, Ericales, Theaceae.